Molecule: messenger RNA, 1232 nt
Organism: Xiphophorus couchianus (Monterrey platyfish)
Lineage: Eukaryota; Metazoa; Chordata; Actinopteri; Cyprinodontiformes; Poeciliidae
Product: trifunctional purine biosynthetic protein adenosine-3-like
Exons: 5
Coding region: 545-1156 (203 amino acids)
Biological process (GO): 'de novo' IMP biosynthetic process
Cellular component (GO): cytoplasm; cytosol
Molecular function (GO): phosphoribosylglycinamide formyltransferase activity
Source: RefSeq, a predicted model, not a curated record
UAUUUUAGUAAACAAUUAUAUGGUUUCAUUUCAAAGGUUAAGUUUUAAUGUUUUAAAACUUUCCUCUGACAACUCCUGAUAGUUUUUUAUGUUUUCUAAACUCUAAGUGUUUAGAAACGCUAACAUGUUGUACAUAUGUGUAACUACUGUAUGUAGUUGUAAAUAAUUGUCUCAGAGCUGAAUCCUCUUUGGUUCUGAUUGGUCCAUUCAGAGAGAAACCAGCCGCUGAGCUGCAGUAGCGUCGAGGUCCAGUUCUCCCAGUGCAGUAGUUCAAUCAGCCACUAGAGGGCGCCGGACGACUCCAGCUCCUCGUGGUUCUUCUUCAGCUGAUUUUCUGCAGGUUUUCUGCUUUCUUGGGUUGAUAAACAGGAAGUCUGAGGAUGGCAGCUUCACCUUCAUCGUCCUCCUUUUCCUCAGCUGCAGCAUCAGUGAUCCUAGAGGUCCAGUUCAUCUCCUGCUGAUGCUUCCAGUUCUUCUGGGUUUCUGCUGCUCAGCUUCUGAUCUGCUUCACUGACAGCUUCAACUUUUCUGUCUGGACCAACAGAUGAUUGAUUUGCUGCUGGAAACGGUGAUGGUGCAGCAGAUCCUGCAGGGGGCGCUCUGGGGCCUCAGUGUUCAGGGGGAGGAGCCUAAGGUGUUGGUGGUUUCAAACAGACCUGGAGCUCAGGGUCUGAAGAGAGCAGCGCUGGCCGGCAUCCAGACCAGGGUUGUGGAUCACAAGCUGUAUGGCAGCAGAGCUGAGUUUGAUGCCACCAUUGACCUUCUCCUUAAAGAGUUUGGAGUGGAACUGGUCUGCCUUGCUGGUUUCAUGAGGAUCCUGACUGGGAUCUUUGUGAAAAAAUGGCAUGGGAGGCUCCUCAACAUUCAUCCCUCCCUGCUGCCUUCAUUCAAAGGGGUCAAUGCCCAGCAACAGGCUCUCCAGGCCAGAGUGCUGAUAACUGGGUGCACCGUCCACUUUGUAGCUGAAGAGGUUGAUGCAGGCGCCGUCGUGGUCCAGGAAGCCGUUCCGGUGUUGGUUGGAGACACAGAGGAAAGUCUGUCAGCCAGAAUCAGGGAGGCUGAGCACAAAGCGUUCCCUAAAGCUCUGGAGCUGGUGGCCAGUGGAGCGGUGCAACUGGGACCAGAUGGAAACAUAGUCUGGAAGCAAAAGCGUUGAAAUGUCUCUACUAAUGCAUGUCUGACUAAUGAUCAGAAACCAUAGUUUACAAUAAAGUACAUCACUGUCAAUUGUA